This is a messenger RNA of Phytophthora nicotianae INRA-310, 1516 nucleotides long. Its product is annotated as CMGC/RCK/MAK protein kinase. NCBI's taxonomy places the organism in Eukaryota, Oomycota, Peronosporomycetes, Peronosporales, Peronosporaceae. Bases 34 to 1497 code for a protein of 487 amino acids. The record is from RefSeq and is a predicted model, not a curated record. Gene Ontology annotation, biological process: intracellular signal transduction; protein phosphorylation. The transcript has a single exon. Gene Ontology annotation, molecular function: ATP binding; protein serine/threonine kinase activity. Gene Ontology annotation, cellular component: cytoplasm; nucleus.
AAGUCGAGGAGUCUACAAUUCACGUAGCAGAAGAUGAAUCGUUAUGAGAUACUGGACAAACUCGGUGAUGGCGCGUUCGGUGAAGUUUCGCGUGCUCGGAGUCUUAAGACGAAGGAAAUUGUGGCUGUGAAGAAGAUCAAGGCGAUAUUUCCCACUUGGGAGGAGUGCCUCCAAUUGCGUGAGCUCAAGUCGCUUCGAAUACUGCGCCAUGAUAACAUUGUGUUGCUGAAAGAGGUUAUUCGAGACAAAGAAGAGCUUUACUUCGUAUUCGAGUACCUGCAGACGUCGCUUUUCCGAGUUAUGCGUAACUUUAAAAGUCAAGUCAGUGCCAACAGCUACAGCGGUUUUGGUGGCGAUACAAGCUCGAGUUCCGACACGUCCACUUCAUCCUCACCGCCGCAUCCCUGGUUCUCGGAGGCGCAGAUACGAUCGAUUAUGUUCCAGCUUUUCAGUGGUCUUGCAUACAUGCACAAGCACGGCUUCUUCCACCGCGACAUUAAGCCAGAAAACCUGUUGUGUCACGAUGAUACACUUAAAAUCGCAGACUUGGGUCAAGCUCGUGAGAUCCGAUCACGGCCACCAUUCACCGACUAUGUUGCAACGCGAUGGUACCGAGCACCAGAGCUAUUGCUGCACUCAACGACAUACAACAGCCCAAUCGACAUGUGGGCCUGUGGAUGUAUAUUAGUUGAGCUCCUGAUCUGUACCCCGUUAUUUCCUGGAACGUCCGAAGCGGAUCAAUUCUAUCGCAUCUGCAAAGUUCUUGGCACACCUACUACGGAAACGUGGCCCGAAGGUGCAGCAAUGGCCUCUCACAUGCAAGCUCGAUUUCCUAAGUGUACUCCAGUGUCUUGGAAGCGAAUUCUGCCUUCAGGUACACCCUCCUCAGCUGUUCAACUUGUACGAGAUCUGUUACAAUACGACCCUAGUCGACGUAUUACAGCAGCGCAAGCGCUCCAACACCGCUUUUUCGACCAAGCUGUGCCACGACCUACAUUAACUAUACCUCCGUUAGUGAUGCCAGUGGAAGAAGUGCCCGUAUUGCCACUCCGGGGCGAUUGCAAGUCUAUCGGAGGCUAUUCGAGCUAUACAGGACGAUCAAGUGUCUGUGCGAAGAAGUCAGAUGACCUUGAGACUUCAAGCUAUUGGGCUGGAAGUGGGUUAUCAUCGCGACAAGAACACCAUUUGUUGACUGCCAAGGAGAGACAGCAGACUCAUUCACGGCACCAAGAAUGGGGAUCUUCGCUCGUCAGUUCUCGUCCUGGUGUAUAUGAUGACGUAGCUGAUACGAAAACUGUCCCCCCUAUUCAAAAUGGUGGAGGCCUUUUCAAAGGGGGUUCCAUCAAGAAGAGCUCCAGCUACAACGCGCUAGCGAGUGAGAGUGAUACCGUUCACUCAACUAGGAAAUUCGCAUCAGAGAACAAUAGCGAAUACGAUGACGACUCUAAAAGCGAUAGCAUCUUACUUCAAGAUUUACUUGACGAAAUUCUAGGAUGAAUGAAAAGUUAAAAGUUGG